Molecule: messenger RNA, 774 nt
Organism: Pseudocercospora fijiensis CIRAD86
Lineage: Eukaryota; Fungi; Ascomycota; Dothideomycetes; Mycosphaerellales; Mycosphaerellaceae
Exons: 2
Coding region: 1-774 (257 amino acids)
Cellular component (GO): cytoplasm
Molecular function (GO): oxidoreductase activity, acting on the CH-OH group of donors, NAD or NADP as acceptor
Source: RefSeq, a predicted model, not a curated record
AUGGUUUUUAAGUCUGGCAUCGGCAUUGACCUCGCAAAACAUCUACACUCUAAAGGAUGGAAGGUAGCGCUCGUUGGCCGUAACAAGGAAGCUGGACUCCGCAUCGUCUCCGAGAUAGAAGACCCUAAGAAUGCGCGUUUCUUCCAGACGGAUGUGGCCAGCUAUGAUUCCCAGGCAUCCAUGUUCUUCAUCUACAUCUACUCGCACAGGGACAAAGCGGUGGAAGACAUCCCUCCAGGUCCGGACCUGUCUUGCACCGACAUCAAUUACAAAGGUGUCAUUUAUGGUGUGCAGCUGGCGACCCAUUUCAUGAGGAAUAAUCAACCCCAGGCCGGCGGAAAGAUCAUCGUCAACGGCAGUAUUGGAGGCAUUUUCCCCCACAGGGUCUUUCCAGAGUAUUGCGGUACGAAAGCAGGCGUCAUUCAAUUUGUGCGAGGUGUCGCACCACUUCUGAAGGCCAAGGAGAACAUUCUGAUCAAUACCGUCCUAUCCGGUGCGGUCGCCACACCCAUAGUACCACAGGGACUGAUGGACGCCAUCUCGGAAGAAUGCCUCACGCCAGUCUCCACGGUUCUAGAGGCUCAUGACAAGUUCAUCGAUGAUGACACGGGGGUGAUCGGCAAAGCUUUGGAGGCAUCAGCAAAAGAUCUCAUCUUCUAUGAAGCCCCAGAGUACGGCAACGGCUACAAGACGAAGAGAGCCGUGCCAGUAUGGGAGCCACAUUUCAGAGCCAUGCAUGGCGAGGACUCGAAGUUGGAUGAUGCUGUUGCAUAG